AUGUCGAAAAGUGUUGCCUCCCGCAUAUCUAUAUGCUGUUGGCGAUCUCUGUUUCCAGAGCUUCGACCACAGCAUUUCCGCCGGACACUAGUCACGCUACAACGCGGCCCAGUUGAGAAGCGCGAAGUCCCGUCCGAUCUCCCGUCACAGUACUGGUCUCAAAUACCGGAAAGAUUCAGACCUGAUAGAGGGAAACGAGAGAUAGUUAUACAUCAAGCACCCCGAUCCGAGACCGAAACCUGCAAAGAUCCAGUCUCUGUUGUGGACAGCCGACAAUUGACUCUGUUGGAUCCUACGGGGGCUCGGGCGAAACUGUUCGACAAAACCAACAAGGAUCGAGCCAAGGUUGGCGAUAUUCUGCUCGCAACCUUCACCUCAGGCGAACCAGUCUCGGGCGUGAUUCUCUCUAUCAAAGGCUCGGGGCCUCACACAGCACGACAUAGGAAGCGUGCAGAAAGUGGUCGACCAGUAUCUGAGGCAACGAGCCAUGUUGACUGGUGGAAGACCAUCAAGCCAACUGGGACGGUCGAGAAUGAAGAAAGGGAAGAGAUGAUCUGUGACUUUGGAGCCUGA
Molecule: messenger RNA, 573 nt
Organism: Fonsecaea monophora
Lineage: Eukaryota; Fungi; Ascomycota; Eurotiomycetes; Chaetothyriales; Herpotrichiellaceae
Exons: 3
Coding region: 1-573 (190 amino acids)
Source: RefSeq, a predicted model, not a curated record